Messenger RNA from Miscanthus lutarioriparius, 474 nucleotides. NCBI's taxonomy places the organism in Eukaryota, Viridiplantae, Streptophyta, Magnoliopsida, Poales, Poaceae. The record is from the annotation of a GenBank genome assembly.
AUGGCUGCAGCUGCGUCGGCGUCGGGCGGCGACACCCCGAAGCAGCUCCUCUCCAUCAUCCGCGACUUCGCCUACGAGAAGUCCCACGGCGAGCGAGGGUGUCCGACCUCGGCGGCGCGCUUCGCCCGAUCUGUAGCUUGCAGGGCUGGCGCUUGCACAUGGAGCGGCGGGCUCGACGCUGGGCUGCAGCUGGAGGCUGCAUGCAGGACCUCCUCCAGGAGCCAGGUGCAAGCCGCGAUCGCCGCCGACUCCAUCCUUGCGCUUAGAGGCGACGAUCUCGCAUCUCCAGGAGGAGAUCUCGAAGGCGGCACUGAUCUGGACGCAGCGCUCAAAAGCAAGGGAGACAGUGAGAGAGAGGAGUUCAUUAGCAAGAUGUAUGAGAUGAACGCAAAGAUAAGGCAAUUUCAACAGAUGGUCUCUCUAGAAUUAGCAGAGCACAAUCACUGUGAGCCGUCUACAGAAGAAUCUAAAUGA